CACUGACCCCUGACUCCCCAGCUUUCACUACACACUACACGGAAGCAGCAUGGCGUCGAACAGUAACAUCUCCGAGCUGCAUCAAAAUGCAAAGGAAAGACUGAGAAUCAUUUCGGGUCAUUUACAAAAACCUGCAAAGAGGGAGCAACUCCGUGUCUCUGCAAACGAGUGCAAAGCAGAAGCGGCGGAUCGGAGUCUUGAGAAAAACAGGACCAUCCCUAAAAGAAGGCAGGAGACUCUGAAAUGGAAUGGCUGGGGAUAUAAUGAUUCCAAAUUCAUGUUUAAUAAGAAAGGUCAAGCUGAAUUUACUGGCAAAAGGUACCGACUCAGUGGCAUGGUCUUGCCUGCCUUGAGAGAAUGGUUUGAAAAAACCUUUGGAGCAAGCCUGGAGCACAAAACACCAGCCAGGUCUGCUCUUAACCCCAGUGAAGUCCCACCACCUAUUCUCAAUGAAGGAUUUGUCCAGGACCUUAAAGGUACUGCCAUACCGUUCUCUCAUGAAGCCGAAGACAGAAUCUUUAGAGCUCACGGACACUGCUUACAUGAAGUAUUUGCUCUACGAGAAGGAAAAUUUGAACGAGUCCCAGAUUUGGUGGUGUGGCCAAAUUGCCACAAGGAAGUGGAGAAAAUAGUGGAACUGGCUUGCAAACAUAAUAUUUGUGUUAUGCCUUUUGGUGGGGGGACCAGUGUCUCCAACGCCGUGGAGUGCCCUUCAGAUGAGAAGAGGACCAUCCUCUCCUUGGAUACUUCACAGAUGAAUCGAAUAUUGUGGAUUGAUGAGAAGAAUCUAACCGCACAUGUGGAAGCAGGCAUUGUUGGACAGGAUCUGGAGAGGCUUCUCAACGAGAGUGGUUACUGCACAGGCCAUGAGCCAGACUCAAUGGAGUUCAGCACACUCGGGGGCUGGGUGGCCACCAGAGCAUCUGGCAUGAAGAAGAACAUCUAUGGAAACAUUGAAGACCUGGUUGUUCACAUAAGAAUGGUGACACCUAGAGGUGUGAUAGAGAAAAGCUGUCAAGGACCACGGAUGUCUACAGGCCCUGAUAUCUAUCACUUUAUUAUGGGAUCAGAAGGAACGCUGGGUGUUGUUACCGAGGUCACAAUAAAAAUAAGACCGAUUCCAGAAUAUCAGAAGUAUGGCUCUGUGGUCUUUCCCAACUUCGACCAGGGAGUGGCCUGUUUAAGGGAAGUAGCCAAGCAGAGAUGUGCUCCGGCAUCUAUUCGAUUAAUGGACAAUGAACAAUUUCAGUUUGGACAUGCUCUGAAGCCCCAAGUAUCUUCAAUUUUUACUUCGUUUUUGGAUGGGUUGAAAAAAUUCUAUAUUACAAAGUUCAAAGGGUUCGAUCCUAACCAGUUGUGUGUGGCUACCCUAUUGUUUGAAGGGGACAGAGAGAAAGUUCUUCAGCACGAGAAGCAAGUCUAUGACAUUGCUGCCAAGUUUGGAGGCUUGGCAGCUGGAGAGGAUAAUGGGCAGAGGGGUUACAUGCUGACAUUCGUCAUUGCAUACCUUCGGGACCUGGGGAUGGAUUACUAUGUUAUAGGAGAAUCAUUUGAAACCUCUGUACCCUGGGACAGGGUACUGGACCUGUGCAGCAAUGUAAAAGAGCGAAUAAUAAGAGAAUGCAAAGAAAAAGGAGUCCAGUUUCCUCCACUGUCCACAUGCAGGGUGACACAGACCUAUGAUGCAGGUGCUUGUGUUUACUUCUACUUUGCCUUUAAUUACAGAGGACUCAGUGAUCCCGUCCAUGUUUAUGAUCAAAUUGAGCAUGCUGCUCGAGAAGAAAUUCUUGCCAAUGGAGGAAGCCUUUCACAUCAUCACGGAGUGGGCAAACUGCGGAAGCACUGGCUGCAGGAGACCAUCUCGGAUGUCGGCCUGGGAAUGCUGAGGUCUGUAAAAGAAUACGUGGACCCCAACAACAUUUUUGGAAAUAGAAACCUCCUAUAAGAAGCACUUUUUUUUUUCUUCUUUUCAUUUUACUACCAGAGACAAAGUUGAAAAUAACAUUACUAAAAAAAUAAAAUAAAUAAAUAAAGCUUUAUUGCACUCCGUAAACUGGAUUUGGAGUACGGAUGCCUUUGUUCAUAGUGUGUAGCUUUGAGCAAAGACAUUGCUAGAGUGCUAAAUCACACACUGUUCCAUUCCUGUGUUUAUAGGCUUUGUGUUUUAUAUACCAAUUUCUAUUACUCUGCUUGGUAAUGUGUAUAUUUGCACUUACACUGCUGCAACAGUCCUCUCAUGUUCUAUCUAAAAUCAUCCUCGCUGUCAUGUUUUUUUGUUUUUGUUUUACUCAAGUUAAUAAAAUAUAUGAUAUUAUAAUGACUUGCUCCCUAUGGUGCACGUCACAUGCAA
Acipenser ruthenus (sterlet) is the source of this 2350-nucleotide messenger RNA. RefSeq names its product alkyldihydroxyacetonephosphate synthase, peroxisomal-like. NCBI's taxonomy places the organism in Eukaryota, Metazoa, Chordata, Actinopteri, Acipenseriformes, Acipenseridae. Gene Ontology annotation, molecular function: FAD binding; alkylglycerone-phosphate synthase activity. The record is from RefSeq and is a predicted model, not a curated record. The transcript is spliced from 20 exons. Gene Ontology annotation, biological process: lipid biosynthetic process. Bases 50 to 1945 code for a protein of 631 amino acids.